GACAGUCCGCCGCCGAGUAGGCUAUAUAAUGACAAGCACACCCGUUUUAGACUCCUUUGUGACGAAGAUGAGUUACGGAUCGGAUCACUACAUGUCCUCUUCCUAUAGAAAGAUGUUCGGGGAAACCCCUCGUUUUACCGGUUCCACCUCUAGAAUGAGCUCCUUGUCUUCCAGCGGCUUCAGGUCUCACUCUUUAUCCCGCAGCAGCGCCUCUCCCGCGGGCUACAGGAGAUCGGGCCGGUCAUCUUCAUUCUCACCGGUCCAUUUCGACAGCGUCGAUUUCUCUCAAACAUCCGUGUUAAACAACGAGUUUAAAAUCGUCCGAACCAAUGAAAAAGAACAACUUCAGGGUCUCAAUGACCGUUUCGCGAUGUUUAUCGAGAAAGUGCGCAAUCUGGAGCAGCACAAUAAAGUGCUGGAGACCGAGCUCGUGAGUCUGCGCCAGAGGCAGAACGAGCCGUCCAGACUCGCGGACCUCUAUCAGCAGGAGAUCCGCGAUCUGCGAGCUCAGGUGGACGAGAUAAACAAUGAAAAGUCACAUAUUAUCAUUGAACGAGACUGUAUCGAGGAAGAACUGCAGAAACUUCGAGGGAAGUUUGAGGAUGAGAUGCGAGCGCGCGAGGAGGCAGAGCAGACGCUCAGAUCCUACAAGAAAGAUGUGGAUGAUGCCACCAUGGUGCGCGUGGACCUGGAGAGAAAGGUCGAGUCCCUCCUGGACGAGAUCAAUUUUCUGAGGAAGGUGCAUGAUGAAGAGGUGGUGGAGUUGACUAAUAUGAUCCAGGCAGCCCAGAUAUCUGUGGAAGUGGAGCUAUCCAAGCCUGAUCUGACCUCGGCCCUCAAAGAGAUCCGUGGGCAGUAUGAAACACUCGCGUCGAAGAACCUUCAGUCUGCCGAGGAAUGGUACAAAUCAAAGUUUACCAGUCUCAAUGAACAAGCCACUAGAACCAACGAGGCCAUGAGAGCCACCAGAGAGGAGAUCAACGACUACCGGCGACAACUACAGUCCAAAACCAUUGAAAUUGAAACCUUGCGCGGCACAAACGAAUCUCUUGAGCGGCAGAUCCGCGAGAUAGAAGAUGCGCACAAUGCCGAGGUCGCAGGUUAUCAGGAAACAAUUGGGCAGCUGGACAUUGACCUUAGAAAUACUAAGAGUGAAAUGGCCCGUCACCUCAGAGAGUAUCAGGACCUUCUGAAUGUCAAGAUGGCUUUAGACAUUGAAAUUGCCGCGUACAGAAAGUUACUGGAGGGUGAAGAAACCCACUUCAGUUCUGGAGUGACUUUCUCAAGCACACCCAGCAUCACUUAUGGGUAUCAGAGCCGCUCUGCUUUCACCUCAACCCGCAAUCCCAAAAAAGAGAAAGAGGAGGAGGUACAUGGCAAAUCCAAGGCAACAGCCAAGCGGGAGGAAAACACAGAGGAAUCCGCUGUGAUUAAGAAGGCUGAAAAGAGUGAGGUUGUUGAUGUUAACUCUAACUAGAAUAUUAUGGUUGUUAAAUCUAGCUUUCAUAGCAAUUUUCCCAGCAGUAUUUUGAGUGUUUGGCACAGCAAUCACUGCUAUUAGCUGAAAACUGCCACUUGUUGUUUAUGGUAAUUGGUAACACACUUUAAGAAAUUGUUAUGUUGAUAUGUUGUUUCAAAAACCAUCUCUACAGAACAUAGGCCUAAAAUAUUUACUGUGUGUUGCUUAACUGUAGUUUCAGAGAGUAUUUUUGUCCUUUUGAUGAUGUUAGGACUAUAAAAAUGAGCCUCAGUAUGGAAGGAUGGCCAAGAUAUAGCCAGCAUUAACACUGAUCAAACGAUUAUGGACAAAUGCACAAUUAUUUAUGAUUGUUGGAAUUAUAUCUUGUUGAAAAGCAGGCAUAUUACAAAUAAGGGAUCAAACCACUUAAUUAACUGUAACAAAUGCCUUAACCACAAUAAAGUCAGUAGUUAUAAUGUU
Messenger RNA from Pimephales promelas (fathead minnow), 1939 nucleotides. RefSeq names its product internexin neuronal intermediate filament protein, alpha a (gene inaa). Gene Ontology annotation, molecular function: structural constituent of postsynaptic intermediate filament cytoskeleton. The record is from RefSeq and is a predicted model, not a curated record. Gene Ontology annotation, biological process: intermediate filament organization. Lineage: Eukaryota; Metazoa; Chordata; Actinopteri; Cypriniformes; Leuciscidae. Gene Ontology annotation, cellular component: postsynaptic intermediate filament cytoskeleton; cytoplasm; intermediate filament.